AUGGCCGAAUCAGAUUCAUCACAGCCACCACCUCCACAACCACAGUCGAAUCAGGCGGACGUCGCACAGCCAUCAUCACAAACUGUGGCCCAGGAUUCCAUGAGCCCAGCACCAAAGGCUAGCACUUCGGCCUCGCCACCGCAGACGCAGAUAUCUCCAACGCUACCACAGGAGACAGCACCUUCAGCAACCCAGAGCAACUCCCAGUCACCCAUAAAACGGCAAUCCCCAAGUUCUAACCCGGCAUCUGAGCCUGCAGUGACUGCAGGAGGUGGGGAAGGGAUACCAGCUGCAACCGAGCCGAAGGAUGACGAUAUAAGUUCAAGAGACACCGGUAUCAAAGUCAACUCGACGGGAGAUAUCACCAUGGGCGGAACAGAGCCAGAAGCCGGAGAUUCUGCGGCACCUGAAGCCCCUGGAGUUGCUGAUGCUGCAGGUACGGCGCCGACGAACAGUGCCCCAGCUGCUGCGGUGCCUACAGGGCUCAACGGGAUCGAAUCGAUAAUACCUCCGUCCAAGAAAGAUACAAGCUUGAGAGAGUUUCUGGGUCAGAUGGACGACUUUGCGCCUAUUAUCCCAGAUGCCGUGACUGCCCAUUAUCUUACCGUUGCCGGCCUUCCACCACCAGGAAUCGGACCAAACCACACCCCACCUCAUCUCGCUCGCCUGCUUGCCCUAGCGACCCAAAAAUUCAUUGCAGAUAUUGCUGCGGACUCGUACCAAUAUUCCCGAAUCCGCAGCUCGAACAGUGCCUCGUCCAACAACCCCAUGGGCAGUAUCAACGUAACUGCAGGUCUCAGUAACGUUGCUCAAGGUGGUCAACCCGGCGGUGCUGGCACUGCUGGAGCUGCCGGAGCUGGUGACGGAGGUAGCAAGGGAAAAUUAGGAACUGGCGGAUUACACCUUGGUGUUCAGCGGUCUGGCUUUGGAGGCGGCGGUCAGGGUGGUACUCAAGGCAAGACCGUCCUUACCAUGGAAGAUUUGGGCAUGGCCGUUGGCGAGUAUGGAGUUAGCGUGAAGAGAGGCGAGUUCUACCGAUAG
Molecule: messenger RNA, 1041 nt
Organism: Arthroderma uncinatum
Lineage: Eukaryota; Fungi; Ascomycota; Eurotiomycetes; Onygenales; Arthrodermataceae
Exons: 2
Coding region: 1-1041 (346 amino acids)
Biological process (GO): transcription initiation at RNA polymerase II promoter
Cellular component (GO): SAGA complex; transcription factor TFIID complex; nucleus
Molecular function (GO): RNA polymerase II general transcription initiation factor activity; promoter-specific chromatin binding
Source: RefSeq, a predicted model, not a curated record